AUGGAGAACCUCAACAGAACAGUGACUGAAUUCAUCCUGCUGGGCUUUUCCAUUGGACAUAGAGAAGAGAUCCUUCUCGCUGUAGUCAUUCUGUUACUGUAUAUCACAUCUGUGGCUGGCAAUAUGCUUAUCCUUUGCAUUGUGUUGGUAGACAGUCAGCUACACACUGCUAUGUACUUUUUCCUAUGCAACUUCUCCAAUUUAGACAUCCUGUUCACCACAGUUGUCAGUCCACAACUGCUAUGGAAUCUCUUUUCUGGUGACAAGUCCAUCUCCUUCCCAGCCUGCAUGACCCAAAUCUACUUCUACUUCUUAUUGGGCACAGUGGAGUUUUUCCUUUUGACGUCUAUGUCCUAUGACCGCUAUGCAGCCAUAUGUAAACCUCUGCAUUAUCAUACCAUCAUGAAUGGUCAGGUGUGUGUCAGGAUAGUGUUGGCUUGUUGGCUGUUUGGGUUCCUUUCUAUCCUCUGUCCAAUCAUCAAAAUUAACAGAUUAACCUUCUGUAAAUCCAAUCACAUCAACCAUUUCUUCUGUGACACUGGACCCUUACUGGAGCUUUCAUGCACUGACACCCAUUUUAUAGAGCUGAUGGACUUCAUUCUGUCUUCUCUGGUCAUUGUUGGCUCAACCAUCCUGACUCUGAUUUCUUAUUCAUGCAUUAUCUCAACAAUCCUGCACAUCCCCACCACCACCGGCAGGACAAAAGCCUUCAACACCUGUGCCACUCAUCUCACCUUGAUAUCACUCUCCUGUGGGAUCUCCAUCUUCAUCUACAUAAUUCCAUCUCAGAAAGAGACACUGCACACCCACAAGGUGCCCGCUGUUCUGACAACCAUUGUUUUCCCGCUUCUAAACCCAUUCAUCUUUACCCUGAAGAAUGAUAAUGUCAAAGAGGCCUUUAGAAAGAUAAUUCACCAGACGUGGGACAAGUUUAUUCAAAGCAUCAGGGCUACCUGGAAAGAAAAUGCAUUCGUUUGGGAAAAACCUUAG
Molecule: messenger RNA, 990 nt
Organism: Rhineura floridana
Lineage: Eukaryota; Metazoa; Chordata; Lepidosauria; Squamata; Rhineuridae
Product: olfactory receptor 6J1-like
Exons: 2
Coding region: 1-990 (329 amino acids)
Biological process (GO): G protein-coupled receptor signaling pathway
Cellular component (GO): membrane
Molecular function (GO): G protein-coupled receptor activity; olfactory receptor activity
Source: RefSeq, a predicted model, not a curated record